AUGAAGUUUUCCCCCUCAGCUGUAAUAGGCUUCCUCCCUGCCUUACUAGUGCUAGCAGCAUCUUUUGAAGAGAGCUGUGGGUUUGAAAGUCGCCUAUCAGUUACGGAGACCCAGAAUGUUAAGAUAAUCUCCUGCACUGGUAAUGCGACGUUCACGCACACUACAUCUAUCGUCCGCACAUUAGUUUUCUACGCUCACUCGCCACACGUUCUGGUCCACAAAGGCUACGAUGGAGUAGUUCCGACGACAGUCACUUUUGCUCCUGCAGGGACCGACCCCGGCACAAUCAUUAUUUAUACGCCAACCACUGCCCCUACGGAUAUACAGAGACAAGAAAAAGGUUCUCCGUCAAUACCCACAAUAUCACAUCAUAGUACCAUAAGCGACACAAAACACUCGAAGAGUACAGCCGACCCCGGACCCUCGAUAAAAGCAGUCUUUACUUCGCCUGCCACUGAUUCUAGCACUCCUUCCGACCCUUGGCCACCAACCGAAUCGAUAACGAGUGGCUCGCAGACUAUCAUACCUUCGACCAAGUCAGCCAAGCUCAGUUCAGCUCAGCCCAGUCCAACCAAGCCAGCCGAGCUUAGUACAGCCAAGUCAGCCAAGCUCAGUUCAGCUAAGCCCAGUCCAACCAAGCCAGCCGAGCUCAGUACAGCCAAGUCAACCGAGCUCAGUACAGCCAAGCUCAGUUCAGCUAAGCCCAGUCCAACCAAGCCAGCCGAGCUUAGUACAGCCAAGUCAGCCAAGCUCAGUACAGCCAAGCUCAGUACAGCCAAGUCAGCCAAGCUCAGUUCAGCCAAGUCAGCCAAGCUCAGUACAGCCAAGCUCAGUUCAGCCAAGUCAGCCAAGCUCACCUACUCAUCUCUUAAUGUCGGCUACUUCCAUACCAGGCAGCCCUUGUUUACUGGUAUAACGGAGCGCAUCGGUAUCCCACCAGGCACGAACCCGUCCACUCCUUUCAGGAUCUACGACAAUGCGCCGUCCCGUCUCUACCAGUUUACAGCCGUAAAUCAUCGCGCCUUCCUCUACGCACCAGUAACGGGUACAUAUACUGUUACAGUACCCGUAUCGGACGAUAUCACGCUCGUCUGGCUCGGCGACAAAGCGAUAUCGACCUGGACGCGCGCUAAUGCGGAUCUGGAACAGAAUUACAACACUGUUACCGGUCCCGAGGAUACAGUCGUCUUCACUAUUCAGCUACAGGCCGGUACAUAUACGCCGUUCCGACUUCUAUGGGCGAAUGCGCAAGGCAGGCUCGCGUUCAUUGCCCAAGUCCAGGCACCGGACGGACGGAUUAUCGUAGAUGGAGAUGGGUCUGAUAGUAGCUACUUUGUACGAUUUGCUUGCGAUAUGUCGACGCCGGAAUACCCACCGUUCGGGCAGGAUGGAUGA
Molecule: messenger RNA, 1395 nt
Organism: Verticillium dahliae VdLs.17
Lineage: Eukaryota; Fungi; Ascomycota; Sordariomycetes; Glomerellales; Plectosphaerellaceae
Exons: 4
Coding region: 1-1395 (464 amino acids)
Source: RefSeq, a predicted model, not a curated record